UAAAAGCUGCCAAGACUGCCCUAGGAACUGCGCUGCCUGCCUCGAUCUGGCUACCUCUCCUUAGGUGGCCCUGCGGAGCAGCUCCUUCCGGCAGCCCCGAGUCGUUUAGCGGCUUCGGAGGCGCUGGUCCUUUUUUUCUGCUGGAGAACCACUCUGAACAGCCGCUGGCCAACAGCAGAGUGCAGUAGCCCAUCAUAACGGAAUCUGAACUUGAAUUCGGUGCAGUUUUGAAGCCCUGAGCAUCCGGAUCUGCGACCCCCUGUGGACCCAGACCUACCAACUCUCGAGGCAAGGUUUCUCUCAAGAGGACACAGGUUGCAGAGGCUGUCAAUAAAGCCCUCUACUGACAUCGGAGGCCCCUUGCACGACUGCAGAUUAGGAGUUGUUUUUGUUUUUUUUUCCCCUAAAAAGCCCUCGGCGUCGUGUAUUAAGACUCCCCGUCUUCAUUAGGCAUGGCUAGUAUUCUUGCACAUAUGGCUAAUAACGGGGGGCAGAAUGCAGCAUUGCCACCUUGGGCCCAUUCCAUGCUGAGGACCCUGGGAAGGAGUCUUGGUCCUUUAAUGGCCAGCCUAGCAGAGAGAAACAUGAGAUUGUUCUCUGGGAGGGCGGUGCCAGCCCAGGGGGAAGAAACCUUUGAAAACUGGCUGAUCCAAGUCAAUGGGGUCCUGCCAGAUUGGAAUAUGUCUGAGGAGGAGAAACUCCAGCGCUUGAUGAAAACCCUUAGGGGCCCUGCCCGGGAGGUUAUGCGUUUGCUCCAAGCUGCCAAUCCUAGCCUAAAUGUGUCAGAUUUUUUGCGGGCCAUGAAACUGGUGUUUGGGGAGUCUGAGAGCAGUGUGAUGGCCCAUAGUAAAUUUUUGAACACGCUGCAGGCGGAGGGGGAGAAAGCUUCUCUUUAUGUGAUCCGUUUGGAGGUGCAGCUCCAGAAUGCUAUUCAGGCAGGUGUCCUGGCUGAGCAAGAAGCCAACAGGACUCGCCUGCACCAGCUCCUUGUAGGGGCUGAGCUGAGUAGUGACCUGCGUUUCAGGCUUAAAGGUCUUCUUAGGAUGUAUGCAAAUGAGCAGGAGAACCUUCCAGACUUCCUGGAGUUAAUCAGGAUGAUAAGAGAGGAAGAAGAUUGGGAUGACACUUUUAUUAAGCAAAAACGGCCCAGAAGAUCUGAGCCAAUUAUGGAGAGGGCAGCUAGCCCUGUGGCAUUUCAGGGCUUCCCACCAAUAGUGAUUGGUAGUGCUGACAGCAACGUGAUAGAAAUAGAUGAUUCCCCCGAUGACUCAGAUGAGGAUGUGAUCCUGGUGGAGCCUGGAGAUCCUCCAAUGCCAUCCUUCAGUGUCCCACCCCUCCAAAGCAGGGCCACAUCUCAUGACCAAGUGCUGGUCAUUGAUGCCCCCCAUAAUUCUGGGGCUCAGUCUGCUUUCACCAGCAGUGGUUCUGGGCCCAAGACCAGUAGUCUUGGUGCUCUGCGUAGAGGCAGGAAGCGGAGACACGCAGUCUACUGUUACCAUUGUGGGGAGGAGGGCCACUCAAAAGAAACCUGUGACAAUGACAUUAACAAAGCUCAGGUGUUUGAGAAUCUGAUCAUCACCUUGCAGGAGCUAACACAUACAGAGGAGGAAAGGUCUCGACAGGCCACUGGAGAACCUAGUGACCCCUCUGAGCUACAGUAAGAAGUGUGCCUCCAGCCUUAAACAAACCCUUACAUGUAUUCAGAGUUCAAUGAUGAAAAGCUUGAGAUGAACUUCUGGUUGAAUGAAUGAAUCCACUGAGUUGAAGAAUCUUGUAUACCAUUGUACCAGAGAAAGAAGGCCUGAUCUCUGGCCUUGCUCCCUCUCUCUAUUGCCUAAGUGUCUAUUUUCUGUGUGCACCUAUUUCCUUGAUGGCUUUAUUCUCUUUGUAAUGUGGCAUAGUUCGUUGUUACAUCUUCAAAUAAUGAAGAAACUUACACAAAGUACAAAUUACCCAGAACUCUCUACCCAUACAACUGUUGUCAGCCCUUUGAUGUCUAGCCUUCCAAAUAUUUCCCUAUACCUAUGUACCCAGAUAAAUAUAUGUAUAGAUAAAAGUGCUCAAAUGUAAGUUGUUCUAUAUGCUGUAUUUUUUCACCAAAAAUAUAAGUUUUUGGCUUUUUAAAAAUACCAGUAAAUAUAUGUGUGUAUCAGCA
Messenger RNA from Jaculus jaculus (lesser Egyptian jerboa), 2155 nucleotides. It is a transcript of the gene Zcchc12, whose product is annotated as zinc finger CCHC-type containing 12. The record is from RefSeq and is a predicted model, not a curated record. The transcript has 4 exons. Gene Ontology annotation, cellular component: nucleus. The coding region runs from base 453 to 1661 and encodes 402 amino acids. NCBI's taxonomy places the organism in Eukaryota, Metazoa, Chordata, Mammalia, Rodentia, Dipodidae. Gene Ontology annotation, molecular function: zinc ion binding; nucleic acid binding.